Molecule: messenger RNA, 1368 nt
Organism: Saccharomycodes ludwigii
Lineage: Eukaryota; Fungi; Ascomycota; Saccharomycetes; Saccharomycodales; Saccharomycodaceae
Gene: WBP1
Product: dolichyl-diphosphooligosaccharide-protein glycotransferase
Exons: 1
Coding region: 1-1368 (455 amino acids)
Cellular component (GO): oligosaccharyltransferase complex; endoplasmic reticulum membrane
Source: RefSeq, a predicted model, not a curated record
AUGUUAUUAUCCUUUUCCUCCAGCAUUCAAAUAAUAUUAGCAAGCUUUCUAUUAUUAUUGAGCUUGGCUGACGCUUUAUCAAUUCAUCCAUUAAAAACGUUAGUUGUGUAUGAUAACAGAUUAACCGAUUUACAAGAUUAUUCAAAGUUUUUCCAGAACUUGCAGGACCGUUCAUAUGACUUUACAUUUGCUUCAAUCAAUAAUGAUACCGACAAGAUAAGAUUAUAUUCUGAUGAAGAGAAAUUAUAUGACAAUCUUAUUAUUUUUCCAAUCAAAACAAAGAGAAUGUCCAGUGAAAUUACACCAAAGAAAUUGUUGAAAUAUUUUGAAGAUGGUGGUGAUAUUCUAACCAUUACUAGUCCAAAUGGAUUAACCGAUCCAGUUAGGUUAUUUUUGAACGAACUAGGUAUUUUCCCAAGUCCAAAACAAUACCAUUUGAUUGAUGUUUUUCAAAAUGAGGGAUCUGCCGAUCCAUCCUCCUCAGUGACAAUUCCAGUUUCUGAAACUCUGAAUAAAUUUGUUUACGAUUCUCAUGAUGAUACUACAGAAACUGAGUUAAUUUAUCAAGGUUCCUCAGCUUUAUUGAACAACAAUAAGUUUUUGGUCCCGGUUUUACAAGCUCCCAAAACUUCAAUUAACAAAAGAAUCGAUGCCAAAACUAAUGUUGUGGAUGCUAAUUCUGAAGAAUGGACUAUUGGUUCUCAAGGCUAUGUGGUUGUUGGGUUCCAAAACUUGAAAAAUUCACGUUGUUCUUGGAUUGGUAGCGACAAGUUUUUCAGCAACGAAUAUUUUGAAAGCAAUUCUAAGUUUGUUACUGAAUUAGUUAAGUGGACCUUUAAAGAAAAAGGGGUUAUCAAGAGCCUAGGCUUCAAUCAUUCUCAUUUUGACGGUAGAUCUUAUGAAGAAGAACCAUACAAAAUAAAAGACGAUAUUGUUUACGACUUGUAUUUGUCUGAAUGGGAUGGCGAUAAAUGGGUCCCAUAUAAGAGCGAUGACGUUCAAUUCGAAUUGAAAAUGAUUGAUCCAUAUUAUCGUUUAACAUUAGAGGCUAGUGAUAAAGUCAUUGACAAUAUUUCAACUGUUUACACUACUGGUAGAUUCAAGUUACCAGAUCAUCACGGUGUUUUUACCUUUUUGACGGAUUAUAAAAGACCCGGACUAACCUUUAUUGAAGAGCUCGAUAUUAAAGCUAUUCGUCAUUUGGCACACACUGAAUAUUUGAGGAGUUAUGAAAUUACUAAUGCUUGGGUUUAUUUAACAUCUAUUUAUUCUGUUAUUUCAUUAUGGAUUGUUUUUGUUGCUUUAAUUAUCAUCAGUGCCAGAAAAACAACUUCUAAGCCAGUUUCUCAAACCAAAAAAACCCAAUGA